Exophiala spinifera is the source of this 1002-nucleotide messenger RNA. Its product is annotated as gentisate 1,2-dioxygenase. The coding region runs from base 1 to 1002 and encodes 333 amino acids. NCBI's taxonomy places the organism in Eukaryota, Fungi, Ascomycota, Eurotiomycetes, Chaetothyriales, Herpotrichiellaceae. Gene Ontology annotation, molecular function: dioxygenase activity. The transcript is spliced from 3 exons. The record is from RefSeq and is a predicted model, not a curated record.
AUGGCCACCACAACUCAGACAAUGACACAAGGCAAUGGGUCAAAGGACCCGGCGGAGGAACUUGUUGAGAGUGCGCUCAAAGUCAACACCAAGCCACUUUGGACACAGAUGGCUAGACUGAACCCUCCAGAGCCCAAUCCCCAAUGCAUACCAUACAUCUGGCGAUACGACGAAGUCAGACCGAGCCUCCUGAAAGCAGGAGAAAUCAUCACAGAACAACAAGCAGAGCGACGGGUAUUGAUGCUAGUCAAUCCUGCCAGAGAUGCCCCAUAUACCACCGAUACAUUGUACGCCGGCCUCCAGUUGGUGAUGCCCAACGAGACGGCCAAGGCACACCGACAUACUGCCUUUGCCAUGCGUUUCAUCAUCGAGGGGCAAGGCGGCUUUACUGCCGUCCACGGCCGUCGUAUCACCAUGCAACGGGGCGAUGUCAUCCUUACACCGACCUGGAACUGGCACGAUCAUGGCAAGGACGGCUCGGGCCCCAUGAUCUGGCUCGACGGUCUAGAUCUGCCUAACUUCAGACACUUUCCGGUGCAUUUCGUCGAGCAUUAUCAAAAGCCGAGAUACCCUGCUGAGGAUGUGGACUCGAACGACUCCCCCAUCGUCUUUCCCUGGAAGGUGAUGCAGCAGAAAUUGGACGAGAAGGAAGGCGACUGGGCCUCUGAAGAUUACUUGAAGAAGGAUGGAAGACCAGUAUCCAAAAUCCUGGGAGGUUCCGCCGAGCGCUUGAACGCAGGGUGUACCUCUCCUGCGGUACGAGAGACGGCGUCGUCGGUGUACCACAUCGUCAGUGGUAGGGGUUAUAGUGUUGUCAACGGCCAACGCAUCCAGUGGAAGCAAGGCGAUACCUUCUGUGUCCCGGCGUGGAACAAGUAUCAACACACCGCCGAAGGUGAUGAAACAGUCUAUUUGUACAGAUUCCACGACAAGCCAAUGUUGACGUCCCUUGGUUUCUACCGUGUCGAGGGAUCUGAUGUCGAGAGUCUGGUCUCUGACUAG